CGCAUGGACGACCACCUCAGCCUCCUGCAAUCACCCCCGCCGAGCGUGACCAAAACUCGGGGUGACAACCUCGUGAAUCACGGGUACACGGAGACAGAGACCGACGUGAUGACGGUCGUGGCGUGCGACAACAUGCUGGAGGAGUCGGCGGCUCUCCCGGGCCACCACUCUCUGGACAGAUACGAGCCGGAUCACGAGUGCUGCGAGAGGUUGGUCAUCAACAUCUCCGGGUUGCGCUUCGAGACGCAGCUCAAGACUCUUUCCCAGUUUCCAGAGACACUACUUGGGGACCCAAAAAAGAGGAUGAGGUACUUCGACCCUCUCAGGAACGAGUACUUCUUCGAUCGGAACCGACCCAGCUUUGAUGCCAUCCUCUACUACUACCAGUCUGGCGGGCGCAUCAGAAGACCCGUGAAUGUGCCCAUUGACAUUUUCUCCGAGGAGAUACGCUUCUACGAGCUGGGCGAGGAGGCUAUGGAAAAGUUCAGGGAGGAUGAGGGCUUCAUAAGGGAGGAGGAGCGGCCGCUACCAGAGAAUGAAUUUCAAAGACAGGUGUGGCUACUGUUUGAAUACCCGGAGAGCUCGGGUCCCGCCCGGGGGAUCGCGAUAGUGUCUGUUCUGGUCAUCCUCAUCUCCAUUGUCAUCUUCUGCUUGGAGACUUUGCCGGAGUUCAGGGACGACCACCGGGAUCCGAUCCCCAUUGACCCCUCGAUAAAUGGCACACUCACGUAUUUCAUCAGCCCCUUCUCUGACCCGUUCUUUGUGGUGGAGACGCUUUGCAUCAUCUGGUUCUCCUUCGAGCUGCUGGUGCGCUUCUUCGCUUGCCCGAGUAAAGCCACGUUCUCCAAAAACAUCAUGAACAUCAUAGACAUUGUGGCCAUCAUCCCGUACUUUAUCACCCUGGGCACGGAGCUGGCGGAGAGGCAGGGGAACGGGCAGCAGGCCAUGUCAUUAGCUAUUCUGCGCGUAAUACGGCUGGUUCGCGUAUUUCGCAUCUUUAAGCUCUCGCGUCACUCCAAGGGGCUUCAGAUUUUAGGACAGACUCUAAAGGCCAGUAUGCGUGAACUGGGCCUGCUCAUAUUCUUUUUGUUCAUUGGUGUCAUCCUCUUCUCCAGUGCUGUUUAUUUUGCCGAGGCAGACGACCCAGAUUCGGGGUUCAGCAGCAUCCCAGACGCCUUCUGGUGGGCUGUUGUCACCAUGACCACUGUGGGUUAUGGGGACAUGCACCCCGUGACAAUCGGGGGAAAGAUCGUUGGAUCUCUGUGCGCAAUAGCCGGUGUGCUUACCAUUGCCCUGCCCGUGCCCGUCAUCGUCUCCAACUUCAACUACUUCUACCACAGAGAGACGGAGGGCGAGGAGCAGGCACAAUACCUACACGUGGGCAGCUGCCAGCCCCUGACGGACACGGAGGAUCUGGGGAAGACUCGCUCCUCUUCCUCACUCAGCAAAAGCGAAUAUAUGGUGAUAGAAGAGCAUGGGAUCAACAGCGCGUUCAAACAACAGCCCAACUUCCCCACCACUUUGCACAACAACUCGCAGAAUUGUGUGAACAUAAACCAAAAGAUUUUCACCGACGUGUAGCCAGUUUUUAAG
This is a messenger RNA of Pleuronectes platessa (European plaice), 1593 nucleotides long. Its product is annotated as potassium voltage-gated channel subfamily A member 3. Gene Ontology annotation, biological process: protein homooligomerization; potassium ion transmembrane transport. Gene Ontology annotation, molecular function: delayed rectifier potassium channel activity; protein binding. The record is from RefSeq and is a predicted model, not a curated record. Gene Ontology annotation, cellular component: voltage-gated potassium channel complex; membrane. NCBI's taxonomy places the organism in Eukaryota, Metazoa, Chordata, Actinopteri, Pleuronectiformes, Pleuronectidae.